AAAAAACCAAAAUCACAUCACACACAAACACACACACGGUCUUCUUUUAUCCUUUCUCUCAUUCUUUCAUGUUCCAAACUAAAAUGGCAACUAACUCUCUCCAUUACUCCAUCCAACACCACCACCAUUCCCUCACCAAACGCCAUCACCCUUCAGACACCCCACCCCACACAUCACUUUUCCUCAAACACCCUACACCCCCUAUACACCCCAACAUCACUAUCUCCCACACUCCUUCAAACUCACACAUCACUUACUCCCUCUCUCAAACCACCUCUUCCUCCACCACCUCCCCAACCACCCCUUCCUUUGACCUCCUCCGCCACCACCUCUCCAACAAAAACUUCGAAUUGGCCGAUGAGGAGACGCGCCGUCUCCUUAUCGUCCUAGCUGGCGAAGCCGCGCAGAAGCGUGGCUACGUCUUUUUCUCGGAGGUGAAGUUCAUCUCUGAGGGUGGCCUGCGGGCCAUAGACUCCCUCUGGAGGGAGUACAGUGGCGGGAAAUUCGGGUACAGCGUGCAGAAGAAGCUACUGGAGAAGGCCAAUGGGGACUUCACCAAGUUCUUCAUCAAGGUUGGGUGGAUGAAGAAGCUUGACACUGAGAUGGAGCAAUACAACUACAGGUCCUUCCCCACUGAGUUCAUCUGGGAGCUCAAUGAUGACACCCCAGAGGGGCAUUUGCCUCUCACAAACGCUCUCAGAGGGACACAGUUGCUCAACAACGUUCUCAAACACCCAGCUUUUGAUGUAGUUGAUGACAAAGAAGAAAAAGAAAAAGAUGGUGAGAACAAGGAAAAUGGAGGAGCAAUCUCUGCCACAGGAUUAAAGGAUAAUGGUUCUUCUUCAAAGAGGAUCUUCAAAACGGACUAUAGCUUCUGAGUGCAUAGAGGAAUGGAUGUACUUUAAUUUGGAGGUUAAAUUUUACGUAUAAGAUAAACAUAUAGUAGUUAUUAGUAUUAAUUUAUUAUCAAACAGUGCAACUGUGCAAGUGGUUUCUUCAUUGUAUCUUCGGGGGAGCAAUGUGCUCUUAAACUUUCUUUGCCUUUAUAAUUAGGCUGACCGCAUUUUACAAAGUCUUGGUUGUUAACACGUGAGAUGUUAAUAGGACAAUAAUUUUUGCUAGUUA
Molecule: messenger RNA, 1125 nt
Organism: Glycine soja
Lineage: Eukaryota; Viridiplantae; Streptophyta; Magnoliopsida; Fabales; Fabaceae
Product: tetrapyrrole-binding protein, chloroplastic-like
Exons: 1
Coding region: 69-878 (269 amino acids)
Biological process (GO): chloroplast-nucleus signaling pathway
Cellular component (GO): chloroplast
Molecular function (GO): tetrapyrrole binding
Source: RefSeq, a predicted model, not a curated record